This is a messenger RNA of Chenopodium quinoa (quinoa), 915 nucleotides long. Its product is annotated as probable carboxylesterase 2. The coding region runs from base 1 to 915 and encodes 304 amino acids. The transcript has a single exon. Gene Ontology annotation, molecular function: hydrolase activity. The record is from RefSeq and is a predicted model, not a curated record. Lineage: Eukaryota; Viridiplantae; Streptophyta; Magnoliopsida; Caryophyllales; Amaranthaceae.
AUGGAUCCAUCAAGUGUUUCCACCAAAAGAGAAGUAGCCCAUGAUGUUUUCCCAUACCUCGUUGAAUACAAAGAUGGAACCAUAGAAAGAUUAGCCGGAACUAACCAUGUUCCUCCAGGGUUUGACCCAACAACAAGGGUUACCUCCAAAGACGUCGUACUUGUACCCAACACGUGUCUCUCUGCUAGGCUCUACCGUCCUACAGAUGUAACCACUUGUGAGAAGUUGCCAAUUGUCUUAUACUUUCACGGGGGAGCCUUUCUUAUAGCCUCCCCCGCGGAGCCUGUCUACCACAAUUUUUGUAACCUACUUUCAGGGUCCGCCAAUGCCUUAGUAGUCUCUCUAGACUACAGGCUGGCCCCCGAGAACCCUCUUCCCACCGCGUUUGAUGAUGCUUGGGCAGCCAUUAAAUGGGUGGCUGCCCAUGCUAAUGAAAGCGGACCAGAAGAUUGGCUCAAUCAAGGAGUGGAUUUUAAUAAGUUCUUUUUAGCAGGUGAUAGUGCGGGGGCCACCAUGGCCCACCAUCUAGCAGCUCGGAUGGUUGAAAUCAUUGAUCAAUUUAAAAUUUACGGUAUUAUCCUUAUUCACCGGUAUUUUUGGAGUUCUAAGCGUAUUGGAUUAGAGCAAGCUGAUCCAGUGAGAAAAGAGUUGGUGGAUAAAUGGUGGGAGUAUGUUUGCCCGUCGGAUAAAGGAUGUGAUGACCCGCUAAUCAACCCAUUUGUCGAAGGAACUCUGAGUUUAGAUCAAAUUACGUGUGAGAAAAUGCUUGUGCUAGUUGCAGAAAAGGAUAUAUUAAGGGAUAGAGGGAGACUAUACUAUGAAGCAAUGUCGAAGCAUAAGAAAGUUGAGUAUUUUGAGACACUAGGGGAAGAUCAUGUGUUUUACAUCUUCAAUCCUCAUGUUGGCAAGGCUUAG